CCGAGCCUAAGGAUACGAGCUGAGCCACCCAAACUCUGCAGUAGCCACAGAAGGCAAAGACUGUGAGAAACAUCUUCACACAUCCAGAAACAAGUCCCACGUUCUCACAGUGGGACUUCACCAUGCAGACGUGUGGCUUUCAUGCGCUCAGGGGUUGAGAUUUGCAUUAAUGCCUUCACCUUGCUACAAAGGAGGCUGGACCCAGAUCCCACAGCUUUUACCUCCCAGAUCCUCCAGCUGCUGACUCCUUGUUUUGAACUCUUCUGUUUGCUGGGCUCCUCUUUGUCGCUGCCUGUCUGGGUGCGCUGAGCGAUGAAGAUCCCUCUGUGGUGCCUGGUGGUCCUGCUGGCAUGUCUCUUCACCCCUGGAUGCAGUGACUGUCAGGGGCAAUGUAUGGCCUGUGGACUGCUCCUGCAGCAACAGCAGCUGGAACAAACCUUCAACACCAUGGUGUGUUUGUUGGAAUGCGAGGGUCGCAUCUCCUCUUCGCUGACGUGGGACGUAUGCAAACGCGCUGUGAAGCUAUUGCUCCAUCCUACACUUUCUGAAGGAGGCGCUCUCUUCAAGAGAACGGGAGAGGAGCUGGAGCUGACCUCUCUCGACCUGAACUCUGACAGUGAACUGGUGCAGUCGACAGCUGCGGAGCGUUUCCAGGAGGGGGAUCGGGAUGAGACACCCUUCGAGCAGCGCAGCGUCCAGUAUGACUCAUCGCUGCUGGGAUCCUCUGAGGAGGGGGAGGGCCUGCAGAGUCUGGAUCUCAGUCUGACGGAUGAAGAGCAGAAGCCCAGAGAGGAGAGGAACGUGGAAAGCGAUGGCCAGCUAGAGGCCGGUGAAGGUGAGAGUUCAGAGGGCAUCGCCUUAUCCAAACGCUUUGGCGGCUUUCAGAGGGGGCGCCACGCAUACAGGAAGCUGCUAGGCUCAUCGAUGAGGCCGCUACAGAAGCGCUACGGCGGGUUCAUAGGCGUCCGGAAAUCUGCCCGCAAAUGGAACAGUCAGAAACGGGUCAACCAGCUGCUGAGGCAGUACCUGGGCAUGAGGAGCAACCGCAGCGGCAGAUUCAACCCCAUCCCCAUGAGCCGCCUGUGGCGGCAACACAAACUGUAACGCUUCCGGGGCGCCGCCUCUGCUUACCUCAACCUGUCAACCAUUUUUUUCCCACAGCAGCUCACUCCAGUUUGAACUGUGACGUCAUCAGAAGAACAGACUCCGCCAUCUUGCCCCGCCUCACUUUGUGUCUCCAAGUAACAAAGAAUGUUUUGACCGUGAUGUCCUUCCUAUUAACCACAUUUACAUGCCAUUCUGUGAAAUAAAAGAAUUCGAGAAGUGCAAUUGAAUAUAUUUUUGUGUGUCGGUAUAAUAAAAAGUGGCCA
Molecule: messenger RNA, 1370 nt
Organism: Maylandia zebra (zebra mbuna)
Lineage: Eukaryota; Metazoa; Chordata; Actinopteri; Cichliformes; Cichlidae
Gene: pnocb
Product: prepronociceptin b
Biological process (GO): sensory perception; neuropeptide signaling pathway; chemical synaptic transmission
Cellular component (GO): dendrite; plasma membrane; neuronal cell body
Molecular function (GO): opioid receptor binding
Source: RefSeq, a predicted model, not a curated record